Dendronephthya gigantea is the source of this 1600-nucleotide messenger RNA. Its product is annotated as microspherule protein 1-like. Bases 144 to 1568 code for a protein of 474 amino acids. Gene Ontology annotation, molecular function: G-quadruplex RNA binding; protein binding. Gene Ontology annotation, cellular component: NSL complex; MLL1 complex; Ino80 complex. The transcript has 12 exons. The record is from RefSeq and is a predicted model, not a curated record. Gene Ontology annotation, biological process: positive regulation of transcription by RNA polymerase II. NCBI's taxonomy places the organism in Eukaryota, Metazoa, Cnidaria, Anthozoa, Malacalcyonacea, Nephtheidae.
CAAAGAUGGCGUCUGAUAAUCGCAACUCGUUAGUUUAUGUGAUACCACUGUAAUGUCCGUGUUUACAUGAUUUUAGAGCGCCUUUUAUCGAAGCAUCAUCUAGGAAUAGUAGCAGCAGGACAUAAAGAUAAUAUCAAACAAUAAUGAACCCUGUUUCGCAUGAGAAAAGUCGUCCUACUGUUAAGAUGGAAAACAUUGACUUUCUACCAAAGCCAAGUGCAGAGGAAGCUUCAAAGGAACCUUUAUCGGCAGGAAAUGUUAGAAAUAUACAAGGAUUUACAAAUAAGUCAGCAAUUGCACUAAGUCAUCUUAAAGGUGUUCAUUUUGGCAAAUCAUCAGGACGUUCAACUCCAAGGAGAAGUUCUUCAAGAUCAAUAAAACGGAAGAAGUUUGAUGAUGAAUUAGUAGAAAGCAGUUUAAAGAAUCCAGGAAAACCUUUGGGCAUGCCAGAGGUUCUAGAACCAAAGGAAAAGAUGAAAAAGUUUGUUGGCAAAUCUCCAAGUGUCCCCACUUCAUCUUUAAGCAAGAAACAAAAGAAAACUAAGUGUGGUAAUACAACUCCGUUGAAAGAUGUUGGCAGAUGGAGACCAGCAGAUGAUCUUACACUUAUAACAGCUGUCCUUCAGACAAAUGAUCUCAAUUCAGUCCACAUUGGUUGCAAGUUUUCGUGCAGAUUUUCACUGAAUGAGGUACAGGACAGAUGGUAUGCACUGCUAUAUGAUCCAGUAGUAUCAAGGUUAGCAUCUUUUGGAAUGAAACAGUUGCCAGCGGAUAUUGUUCUCCAGAUUCAAAGUAAUACAUUAUGGAGCAAGGAGGAGGAAUCACUUUUGGCUAAUACCUCUGCAACUACAACUGCAGCUGUGGAGUAUUUUCAACAUUUAUUGGAUGAAAAUCCAGGCACAUUUCAUUCUUACAGAACAGCAAAGUCUAUAAUGCAGCACUGGCUUCAAAUGAAACACUACCAACUACUUGAUGAUCAGACAGUCCUGGCAUUGGGCAGUGCAACUUCUACAUUCUCUGACUUUGAGGAGCAAGUAAAAGACUCUGAGUUGAUGUAUCCUAGAGACGAGAUAUUGGAACAUGAGUUAAGCAUUGCAGAUCGAAGAGCAAAGCGUGAAAUACGUCAGUUGGAGGAGGAAAUACCCCGUUGGCAGGCAAUAGUUGAUACUCUUAAUGAAGCUGCUACUGCACCUACUGAGUUUGACUCUCAGACAUUAGCUGUAUUGAGGGGGAGACUUGUAAGAUAUUUAAUGCGAUCUAGGGAGAUCACAGUUGGUAGGUCAACAAAAGACAAUACAGUUGAUGUGGACCUAUCAUUAGAGGGUCCAGCUAGUAAAGUUUCCAGAAAGCAGGCUGUUAUUCGAUUGAAACCUGAUGGAGAAUAUUAUGUAGUAAAUGAAGGUCGAAGACCAAUAUUUAUUGAUGGAAAACCCGUUCUAAAUGACGUUAAGGCAAAGCUUCAUCACAAUUCAACAUUUGAGAUUUGCGGGCUUCAUUUCGUAUUCUUAAUCAACAAGGAUUAUUCAUUGGAACGUAAAGAUCAUCCUGAUGCUCAAAGGACCAACUGAUCAUAUUUGACUUGUUGACUGUUCCUGUUUGC